GAAAGCUCCACAAAUUGUAAAGCCCAGUGGCUGGUCUGGGCUCCUGUAUAAAUAGCCAAACCUACCUGUGCUGCGGUGGAGGCAGCUAGGAGCUGGGAGCUCGCAACUCGAUCAGGCUCGCCUCUGGGACAGUGCUGGGUCUAUACACACAGAGCGAGGUGCCUGUCCAGCUGGAGCCAUGAGGGUCCACAACCUCACCUUGCUCUCACUCCUCCUCCUGGCCUCUCAGGUGCUCACACAAAAGGUCAAAAAUGAAGCAAAGCACAGACAGAUCAGCACAGCAGAUGGGGACUCAUCAGUUCUGGACAAGGCCCAGAGUAAGCAGAGAAGCAGGACGUCCAUCACCAAUGGCAAGUUUGUCAGCAGAGACCAAGGAGCCAGCUGCACGUGGACCACGGCUGCACAGGAGCCGGGAGUCGCCCUGAGGGUUGAAUGCACACAGGCACAGCACAGGCUUUCCUGUGUCUUCGCUGGCAACCCAACUGAGUGCCUGAAGCACCACAGCGAGAAGAUCUACUGGAAACAAAUCACCCGGAUGCUGCACAGACAGAAGAACAUCUGCCGGGACUCAAAGAGUGUCCUGAAGACCAAAGUGUGCAGAAAGAAGUUUCCAGAAUCUAAUCUCAAGCUGGCGAACUCCACUGUGCUGGAGGAUAUGAAGGUCAGGAAGGUGGAAUCAAAGCUCUUCCCCUUGGAGCAUCCCAACAUCAAAGAGGCUUCCUCCAAAGAGCCCCACCAGGCCAUAGAAGAGGUCUCCUCUACCCCAGCAGUGACCAAGACAGACCCCGAGUGUCUGGAUGACCCAGAUGUGGAGACGCAGAGAAAGACGGCCCUGGAGUUCUGUGGGGAGUCCUGGAGCUCCCUCUGCACCUUCUUCCUCAGCAUGUUUCAGGCCACCUACUGCUAGGGAGGCUGAACGGAACAGAUAGUCACCCUAAGUGAAGCAACAUGGGGUGCCCAUCCAUCUAAGGGGAAGCUCUGCAAGUUCCGCACAAGAAGAGACCUUGUGUCUCAGCGUUCAGUUAAAUAUUUAAACAGAUUUUAUAAUUUUUCUGUUCUCUAAUUUACUUUCUCCUCACCACCUGAGAUGUGAUUCUCAGAGAGUGUGGGCUAAGUUUUCAAAGCCCACAACGCUCUGAGCUUGUGAGCAAUGGAGAUCUGUCCUCCAGGUAAAAAGCCAGCUUGGUGAUUUCAGUGCAAAGUAUUUUCUCUUGACUUAACAAGGAUAAUAAAGCUCUGGCCAUUUUCUGAAAUAUA
Messenger RNA from Cavia porcellus (domestic guinea pig), 1257 nucleotides. RefSeq names its product fibroblast growth factor-binding protein 1. Lineage: Eukaryota; Metazoa; Chordata; Mammalia; Rodentia; Caviidae. Bases 179 to 907 code for a protein of 242 amino acids. The record is from RefSeq and is a predicted model, not a curated record. Gene Ontology annotation, biological process: cell-cell signaling. The transcript is spliced from 2 exons. Gene Ontology annotation, molecular function: growth factor binding.